GCAGUUGAAACCAUCCAGUCGACUAGUAGUCAACACUCCAACACAUUUUCAUUUGGAAAUGAAGGUUCAACAUCUUAUCACCCUUGCUUUGAUCUGGUUCAUGGUGUUUGGUCUCAGCCGCUGCCAAGAGCAAUCCAUCCCCGAGAUAAAGGCAGAAAUUGUCGACAUUUCCAGUUUAGACGUCAAAGAUCUCCCGGCAGCGUCACCCGAUAACAAGGUCUUGCCUCCAACAAUGACCGCACGGCCUUAUCCUUUGAAUUUGAACCGCCCGCUUCCGCUUCCAGCUCUGGUUGCCUCCACAGUGCCGAAGGAAACUUCGGACACUGUGAAAUUUGCCGUGACAAUCCCGCCAGCCAAAAAAGACCCGCUAGCUGAAAAUAAUUUCAAAACCCCACAUCGCCCAGCUAAACCAGUUGUACUCACACUUGAGCACGUCACAAUAAAAACACCCACUCGAGUUCCAUUUUCCGGAUCAUCUUCAUAUGGGCAUAUGAAGGAGGGAGAAGAAAGCAUUUAAAUAAAUGCAAAAGCAAACAUGUUCUCGAGUGUGAUAUCUUCAAUUCAUGUAUUGUAAGUUAUAUCCUGGUGUUGUCACUAUUUUAAAGAAGAUAGCAAAUAAUAAACUGGUGCGAUGAUG
This is a messenger RNA of Daphnia pulicaria, 637 nucleotides long. RefSeq lists its product as uncharacterized. The transcript is spliced from 2 exons. Bases 59 to 517 code for a protein of 152 amino acids. The record is from RefSeq and is a predicted model, not a curated record. NCBI's taxonomy places the organism in Eukaryota, Metazoa, Arthropoda, Branchiopoda, Diplostraca, Daphniidae.